Molecule: messenger RNA, 1452 nt
Organism: Beta vulgaris subsp. vulgaris (sugar beet)
Lineage: Eukaryota; Viridiplantae; Streptophyta; Magnoliopsida; Caryophyllales; Amaranthaceae
Exons: 5
Coding region: 1-1452 (483 amino acids)
Biological process (GO): DNA transposition
Molecular function (GO): transposase activity; DNA binding
Source: RefSeq, a predicted model, not a curated record
AUGGUCACAAUUUGGGUUGAACAUUGGCCUGAUGAUGAUGAUAGUAGUGGAGAUGAGGAUCAGGGGAAUGGUGAUGAUGAGUACCAUGGUAGUGAUGAAAAUGAGGACUCAGGGAAUAAUGCAGAUGGUGGGGAUGGUGGGGAAGGAGAUGAAAGUGAUGAUGAUGACAGUGCUGAUGACCCAAGUUUUGUGGUGGAUAGGAGGGAUAUGGACAUGGAUGUUGCUGACACUUUGGGCCACCAAGAAGGAUAUAGUUUGGACAUGGACUUUGCCAUCCCAGUGGGAAGACCUGAACCAGAAGGGGAGGAGCAGUUCAUUAUCCCAACUGAUGAUGAUUUAAAUGAAGACUCAGCAGAGGAGGGGAGCUUGAGAGGAAGUGAUGAAGAAGCUGAUGACUAUGGAACAUUCAACCCAGAGGUUGAUUUCAAGAAACCAGUGGAGUUAAAGCUUGGCUUGAAGUUUCCUUCAAACAAUGUUCUGAGGAAAGCAAUCAGGUAUCAUGCUGUGAAACAUGGGUAUGAUUAUUACUUUUUGCAUAAUAACAAGGAUAGAAUCACUUUGUAUUGCAAGUAUAGAUGUAACUGUGAAUGGAAAGCUUCUAAGAGAAAUGCUAACAGUAAAGCAACUUGUGCUUUUAUAGCUGAGCACUUUAUAGAUGCAUUUAGGGAUGAUCCUAAAAUGAGUAUUCAAGCUUUCAUACUUAGAAUUCAAAGGGAACUAGGGGUUGAUGUGCAGUACUAUAAAGCAUAUUAUGCUAGGCAAAUGGCUUUGGAGCACAUACAUGGAAGUGCAGCUGACCAAUACCAUAGGGUUUGGGAUUAUGCAGCUGCUAUCCAAAAGUACAACCCUGGUUCUUCUGCUUAUGUUUGUGUAAGUAACAUAGAGAGGCCACCUGUUAUGUUUGAGAGGUUGUACAUCUGUUUACAACCUUGCAAAGAGGGAUUCAUACAAGGGUGUAGGCAUAUUUUGGGUGUAGAUGGAUGUCAUUUGAGAGGGACUUUUCCAGGGAUUUGUUUGGCUGCUGUGGGUAAGGAUGGGAACAACAAUUUGUUCCCAGUGGCCUGGGCUAUAGUGGAGGCAGAGAAUAAGGACACUUGGCAGUGGUUUCUGGAGCUCUUGGUGAAAGAUCUUGGCUCUGUUACAGAGCAUGUAACCUGGUUGCAUGAGAAGGAUGAUCUGGCUUUCAUGUCAGAUAGGCAGAAGGGUUUGCUUAAUGCCUUCUCAAAGGUCAUUCCUGAUGCUGAAGUCAGGUAUUGCUGUAGGCAUAUAUGGGCCAAUUUUAAAUUGGCCCAUCCAGGAGAGGCAUUUAGGCUAUGCUUUUGGAAAGCAGCUAGGGCUUCCAGUAAGGAAGUGUUUGAGGCUCAAAUGGAGUCAAUCAAGAUGCUAUCCAAGGAUGCAUUUAAUUAUUUGAGCAAGAUCCCACCCAAGCAUUGGAGCAGACAUGCCUUUUAA